AUGCCCCUUUCCUCCCAUAGCCACUCCCCCCCUCCACGCCAAUUCCCCCUCCCACCUGCUGCUUGCCCCACCUGCUGCAUUCCUCACCUGUUGCUUUCCUCACCUGUUGCUUGCCUCCACGCCGAUGUAACUCUCCUCUCUUCUCCUCCCCUCCCAUCUCCUUCCCUCUCCUCUCCUCCCCUCCCAUCUCCUUCCCUCUCUUCUCCUCCCCUCCCAUCUCCUUCCCUCUCUUCUCCUCCCCUCCCAUCUCCUUCCCUCUCUUCUCCUCCCCUCCCAACUCCUUCCCUCUCUUCUCCUCCCCUCCCAUCUCCUUCCCUCUCUUCUCCUCCCCUCCCAUCUCCUUCCCUCUCUUCUCUUCCCCUCCCAUCUCCUUCCCUCUCUUCUCCUCCCCUCCCAUCUUCUUCCCUUUCUUCUCCACCCCUCCCGUCUCCUCCCCGACCUUCUCUCCUCCCUUCCUCCUCCCUCGCCUACCCACUCGUUUCCCAUCCACCUCAACUCCAGCAAGUUCACUCUCCCCUCCAUUUUCUCCCUUCUGCGGCUCUCCCAAGCACUCCGCUUCCUCAUCUCCCACCGCCCUCCCCUCCUCCCCCCUGCCCUCCAUUCCACCCUCCCCUAAUCUUACCCCCACCCCCCCCCCUCUCUCUCCCCCCUCUGACCGUUCCCACGCUUUUUCCACCCCAACCACCGUGGCAGCAAGCCCCCCUGCACGCCUCUCAUGUUCCACCCAUCCUGUGCCUCCUCCAUUCCUCCCACCAUCACCAUUCCUCCCCCAUGCUCCAAACCAGCGCCGACAUAGUCCCCGCCCCUCUAUCCCCAUUCGUCACACGCCCUUCUUUUUCUACCUCUCCUUCCUCCUCCUCCUCCUCCUACUCCUCUCCCUCCCCCAUUCCCUCCUGCUUCCUCACCUCCUCUACCGUUACAUCCGCACCCCCCUUCUUCCUCUCCCCUCUCUCCCCUCCCCCCCUCGCGCCUGUCUCGCCAGCACCACCAUGCGUUUCAAGCUGCUCACUCGCUUCUACUUCGCCGUCUGCCCCUCCUUCCCCACUCCGCCCUCCUGCUCCGCCCCCUGCUACCCUUUCUCCCAUCCCUCGCCUCGUUUCCGCCAAGCCCAAGCCACGCGCGCCCGCAUCCUCACUUCCCCCUCCCCUCCCUGCACCUCCCCUCGCCGCUCCGCCUCCCCUUCCCUACCCGCGCGGCCGCCAGUCACGGCUGCCUCAGUCUGCUCUCCCCCUCCCACUGGCGCGCGAAUUAAAUUCUGCGGCCUCUCAUGGAGACGGCAGUAGAGGCGCGCGCGCAGAGGGUUGGCUUGCGCCUCCUGCUGGCCACCCCGCCAUUGCGGCUGCUCCUCGCGCUCUGCUGUCACGGCUCUCCGCCAUCGCAAAUUGGCUCUUCUCGCUCUCGUCGCCCUGGCUGUCGCUCCGACGCGACCGCUAUCGAGUUACUAUCCGUCGCACUCUCGUCGCAGUGGGGACUCAAUGA
This is a messenger RNA of Closterium sp. Naga37s-1, 1479 nucleotides long. Lineage: Eukaryota; Viridiplantae; Streptophyta; Zygnematophyceae; Desmidiales; Closteriaceae. The record is from the annotation of a GenBank genome assembly.